Molecule: messenger RNA, 2419 nt
Organism: Phytomonas sp. EM1
Lineage: Eukaryota; Euglenozoa; Kinetoplastea; Trypanosomatida; Trypanosomatidae
Source: the annotation of a GenBank genome assembly
GCAAAACAAACGAAGAGGAUAAAAGUAACCAAGUUUCGUUUCUUUGUCUUAUACAAACUAGAGGAUCUACAUAUUCUUAGGUCAGGGAGACAAAAAAGUCAAAAAAGGGAAAGUUGCCUUAGCAAUGUACCCCAACAUCAAAGCGUUGCACCGUUUUCUGGCGGACGCCAAGGUUGAAGAAAAAAAUAUUCCGCUCAGCAAAAUGUCUCGCUUGCCGGAUACAAACCAAGUUUCUUUGGUGUUUGAUGGUAACAAAAUUCUGGAUGUCAUUACGCAAGCUGUUCGUGAGAGCGAUGGGGUUUCUGUAUUCACGACCACGACUUCCUUAGCCCUGUAUGAGCAGAUAAGCUUGUUCUGUGAGCUGUCGACGGAGUGGUUGAAGACUCACUUUAAGCAGAAAGACAUGGAUUUCAAGGGUAUUUUUACUUUUAACGGAUGUGGGUUCACUCCUCAUGUGGAGGUCAAUCCAGUAGCACCAACAAAACCACCCGUGGAACUUCUCCAAAACGGGGUUCUCAAUGAAGUCUUGACGGUCAAAGAUCUUUCACCUGAGACAGUGAGACGGUGCGCUGCUAGGUUCUUUAUUGAGGAAGAUAUAGAAGCCCGAAUCGUGCGCAUGUUUCACGAAAACUGCCCCGAUACGUUUCGUGCACCGUAUCUUGCAUGGAGUCAGAUAUCAGCUUUUUUUGCCCCUGGUAACCAGUACGCGUCCGAGGUGUAUGGUUGUGUAGAAUUGCUAGCAUUUCCAGGAAUCGAACGUGUAGUUACUAACAUCAAUACAAAAACCCAAACAUUUGAUUGCAUAAGCAAAGCAGCGCUUCUCGCUGCAGUGCGGAAAAGGUGCUUAGACUUUAGCGAAGAGGAUCUUUCUAGUAUUCUUCUUUUCGAGUCGAAGAACAGCCUUUUCUGCGUCAAUGGAAUGCCUGACAUUUUCGAUGACUUUUGCCGCUACGCAUCAUCGGAACACGGGUCACGAACUAUGAACUUUUUGGUCUCUUCCACUCGCGUAAGGGAAGAUGAGAAAAGGCUCCUGCGACGCAAUCUGGCUGCAUUGGACGCACCUGUUCUUAUUAAGGAUGGACGCUGUAUGUACCUCUCGAAACUGUACAAUAAAAAAAAGCAGAGCGAUGUAACGGCUGAGUUUGGAAAGCGCCUUCCGUCCAUAUUUUAUUACUUUAUUUUUGGCGGUCCUGUCAUGCCUGCAUCGUACGCGUCACUAGGGCAGGGUACUUUCGUUGACAACUGGCCGCUAAUCGAUACCUCUACGUAUCGUGGUAUUGCUGAGAAUAUAUUCCCGCUGCGUGUGCAAGUUGCCUUUCAGUUGUUCAUCUACACGGGUUAUCGUUCAAAGCUCCGCUGGUUACGGCAGUAUAUCUUAUUUAAGUGCAAGGAAGACAACGACCGCCGCUGGUCGCCUAUCGAGGACCCGCCGGAGAUUGAAUUGGUUUCAUGGGUUGUUGAGCCAGAUACGUUGCCCAUGAACGAGGAUAAUAAUGUUUUUCUGUCAGACAUUUUGGUUUUUCAAGAGUCUGGGGUAUUGGAAAAAUUGGUGUAUCCUGACAUUCGAACGUCUCUCGCGGUUAUUCUUUUAAAGUCUUUAGAUUUGUUGGGUUACUUCACGCAUUCGGCGGAGGGAAUUGAGUUGAGUGGGUCGUCGAUCUACAGUAAGGCAUUGGAGAAGUUUAAUUGUCCAACGCUAAGCGAGUAUGGUGUUCUAGUGAUUGAGCUAGUUCGAACACGUGCGCUUCAUGGCAAUCGCAUUCCUCUAGUCAUUCCGCAUCAAAACGUACCAGACGAUGGACAGCUAAAAUGCGUGCGCUUUGCUGCUCGUUUACUCUCCGUCAUCCCACUCAACCUCAUGGCACCAUGGUCAGGGCCGUUUGAUCUCGAAAUGGCUGCCUUUGGAACUUCGUCGCGUCUUGUCGGCCGGAUGCUUCGGCUGCUCACGGAGGCGAUAGCGGCACUUCUGUUCGCUACCAAAUCUACCAACGUCCCACUGAGCCAGUUUGACGAGAUUAUCAAGCGUCUGCCGUUUGGCAUUCCCGUAGAAUUCAAUGCUGGGUUUCUUAUGACAUACAUUCUUACGAAGAAAUGCUCUCUGGAUGAUCUCCGGCGUACGUUUCCCGAGUUAUAUAACCUUGAAGAGGAUCUUCGAACGAUCUUCUGGUUUUGGAAGAUGGCUUCAGAGGCGUUAACCUUGAUUUCCAUGGAGGAGUCAGGAUUAGUGGACUAUUAUCUUCUGUGUGAUGCACACGACAUGGUUAGCAUGGCCUGUUGGCGACUGUGUCCCGAAUUCUGGGACGAGGCAUUUAGGCCAAUGACGCAGGGAACUGGUUUUGAGUUUAAUCGUAUGCCUGAGGGUUUUUAUGAUUUGGGUUCUAUGCCGAUGAAUCUGAGUUUGAACAAUGGUAACUACUAG